AUGUUGUUAUUGCACCGUGCCGCGCAUCCAGGCAGCCUGUGCAGGAUGCAGACGGAAACUACACAAGCAACGGAAAAUAUAUUUAUCCAAACUAAUGCCUAAGGCAUGGGGAUACGGUUGGCCACCAGGCAUUAGGAACCGAAUGUAAUAUGCGUCGGUGUGAAAAUUGUUCCCCCUUGUCGGGAAUCGCACUAAUAUAUUCGAGCGAGGCGUUCUUUACAAAAUGGCAGCCAUGGUGUGGGGACUGACUGUAAUCGCUUCGCGAGGAAAGGACGGAUAUUUAUUUUCAUAGCCUAUUAUUCGUCGUCACAUCAUCAUCAACGCGAGCCGUGAUCAGUCUCGGAGCGAAGCACGUCUCUUCGUAUUGGUCACUGGCAAGAUGCCAAGUAGUGCAACCUAAGUUGCCAUAGAAACGGUCUCUUCCUUCCAUGACGAUGCAUCGAACGACCAGAAUUAAGAUAACUGAGCUGAACCCCCACCUCAUGUGUGUGCUGUGCGGUGGAUACUUCAUCGACGCCACCACCAUUAUAGAAUGUCUUCAUUCAUUCUGCAAGAUGUGCAUUGUGCGUUAUCUGGAGACCAGCAAGUAUUGCCCAAUCUGUGAUGUGCCAGUGCACAAAACCAAACCUCUGCUCAAUAUAAGGUCUGACAAAACCCUUCAAGACAUUGUCUACAAGCUGGUCCCUGGUCUCUUCAAAAAUGAGAUGAAGAGAAGGAGAGACUUUUACGCAGCGCACCCUUCUGUAGAUGCUACGACAAGGUCUAAUGAGGAUCGAGGGGAGGUGGCGGACGAGGACAAGAGAAUAAUCACCGAUGAUGAAAUCAUCAGCCUAUCCAUUGAGUUCUUCGACCACAACAAGGCUAAAAAGACCGGCGUGGCUGAGGACAAACAGUCUAAUCAACAGGUCAAUAAUAAGAGGUAUCUGCAGUGUCCGGCAGCCAUGACCAUCAUGCACCUGAGAAAGUUCCUCCGCAGUAAGAUGGACAUUCCUUGUACCUAUCAGGUUGAAGUGAUGUAUGAAGACGAGCCACUGAAAGAUUACUACACAUUAAUGGACAUAGCCUACAUCUACACAUGGAGAAGGAAUGGCCCUUUACCGUUGAAGUACCGUGUCAGACUGAGCUGUAAGAAGAUGAAGAUGAGUCUUCCGCAGCAGGAGGGCCAGAACAGCACCGGUCGGUCCGCUGAGAGUGACUCUGCCAGUGACAAAGCCUGCAGCCCUGCCGGCGUCCCCUCCACCUCCUCCUCCUUGCCCAGCCCUGGCACCCCGGUGCAGUCCCCACACCCACACUUCCCCCACAUCUCCAAACCCGUCAACGGCGCCUCCACCUCGGCCCCUGCCCCGACCAGACCAUUCCCCUUCUGAAACAAACCACGGAAGGCCUUGCUGAAUGGUUCUUCUGUGUCCUCGGGACUGGCCUGAAAACCGGGCCCACAGCCAACGCCAGACCGCUCAGCUAAUAUCUUCAUGCCAAUGUAGUUCCAUUGUUGUAGACGCUCUCUUUUCGUUAUCGUUGUUCUUAUAAAUAUAUGAUAUAUGUUUAAUGUAGUGGAAGUGAUGCAUUUCUAUAGGAACAUAGCGGGAUGUGAUGUUAAAGGAAAAAUCCACUCAAACAACCUUUUGGUAUUUUUUCCAUUAGUACACUGUUGAUACAGUCCAAAAAUAUUUUGCAUGUCAGCAGUCAAGUUUUCAAGAUAGGAUUUUCAAGAAGCAAAGUGUCACUUGCCACAUCAUCAUCAUGAUGCAAAGCACAUCAGAUAAUGCAAUACACAUCAUGAUGAUGAUGUGGCAAGUGACAUUUUGCUUCUUGAAAGUCUAAUAUCUUGAAAACUUGACUGCUGAUAUGCAAAACAUUUUGGGACUGUAUUAACAGUGGAAUAAUGAAAAAAAAUACAACAAUAUAGUUUGAGUAGAUUUUUCCUUUAAGUUGGUGAAAGGGAUGUUGGCCACAGUGCAAAUGUUAGACUGGUGGUGAAUGGCAAAUUAAAGCCCCCCAAAAGCUGCAUUUUAUUUUACAGAUGUGACUGAAGAUAGCCUUUAUAUGAUUUUCUUCCUUUACAUUUUUUUUUUUUAAUGAUAAUAUUUUAAGUGUGUAUUUUAGCCUAUUUUCGUCAGAUAAAGCAUGGUGAUGAAACCUCGUAGGCUUUACUAAUAUUUGAAACGGUUGCCUCUACAUCGUUCUUUCGAUUGGCUUUUGGAAUCGUUUCACAGAGAUAUUAAUCGUUAUAAUGUGUAAACAAUUAUUGUAGUGUUAGGCCCAUGAUUUUAGGGGAAAACAUAUGAAAUAUCUACGUAAAUGUAGCCUACAACGCUGUAUUAGGCUAUACUCGAAAAAUGUUUUUUUAGCUGCAGUGGAAUCGAAUUGCUUAUAGCCUCGACACACCCUGAAGCCUUGCAGUCAUCAAGCAGUUCAGAAAGUCCACACACACACGUAUAUAGCGACAUAUAUACAUAUUUAAUCAGCGAUUGUCAAAUACUUUGACCUGAACAGCCCCCCUCACCCUUCAUUUCAUGCUCGAUGACAAAUGUUUUGAUGUCUCCCGUGUUCUGUGUAUCGCUCGAUUGUAUGGACAACUAUUGUAUUGUUACUGUUGCACAGUAUAAAAACAUCUAAAUAAAACAUUUUACACUUAAA
Coregonus clupeaformis (lake whitefish) is the source of this 2637-nucleotide messenger RNA. RefSeq names its product polycomb complex protein BMI-1-A-like. Gene Ontology annotation, cellular component: PRC1 complex. Gene Ontology annotation, molecular function: promoter-specific chromatin binding. The record is from RefSeq and is a predicted model, not a curated record. Bases 429 to 1367 code for a protein of 312 amino acids. Gene Ontology annotation, biological process: negative regulation of transcription by RNA polymerase II. Lineage: Eukaryota; Metazoa; Chordata; Actinopteri; Salmoniformes; Salmonidae. The transcript is spliced from 10 exons.